Punica granatum (pomegranate) is the source of this 1727-nucleotide messenger RNA. The record is from RefSeq and is a predicted model, not a curated record. Lineage: Eukaryota; Viridiplantae; Streptophyta; Magnoliopsida; Myrtales; Lythraceae.
CCCAGCCUAUUUACCGGUCAGCUGCCGAUUGUCAUCGAUGGACAGCCUCCGACUCCGGCAUCCUCCGCAGCUGCCGUGGAACAGCCGCUGCCGCUGCCGCCACCGCCACCGCCAUUUCUACCCCCAGCCGCAGGCGACUCCACCAGCACCUGUCCACUGCGCGCUGAGCAAGCAGGGCCAGCGCCUCGUCCACAGCCUGACCCUCGCCGCCGGAGAUGCCGCCGCCACCGACCGCUUGAUGAAGAAAUUCAUCGCGGGCUCACCGAAAUCCGUAGCUCUCAAUGCUCUGUCGCAUCUCCUUUCCCCCGGCGCCGCCCAGCCCAACCUCUCCUUUCUCGCUCUUCCGUUCUAUCUGAGGAUCAGGGAGGCUUCCUGGUACAAAUGGAAUCCCAAGUUAGUUGCCGAGCUCAUCGCGCUGCUCGAUAAACAAGGAAAGUUCGAGGAAUCGGAUGAGCUUACUGCAGAAACCGUUUCGAAAUUUGAGUUUCGUGAGCGAGACCUCGCUCUGUUCUAUUGCAAUCUGAUCGAGUCCCAUGCCAAACACAAAUCUGAUCGAGGAUUCCACGCCUCUUUCGCUUAUCUGCAGCAACUUCUCCGAAAUUCUGCAUCUGUUUACGUGAAGAAGAGAGCUUAUGAGUCCAUAAUCUGCGGCUUGUGCGAGAUGGGUCGGCCCAUCAAAGCGGAGAAUAUUAUUGUCGAGGUGAGACCCAAAGGGAUCUUACCUUCAGCUUUCGAGUUCAGGACUCUGGUGUAUGCGUAUGGGAAAUCAGGGUUGCUUCCAGAGAUGCUGAGAUUAGUUGACUCCAUGGAAAGUGAGGGAUUUGAGAUCGAUACUGUGUGUUCGAACAUGGUUCUUUCUUCUUACGGAGCCCAUGGUGAACUAACUCAAAUGGUUCAUUGGCUUCAAAGGAUGAAACUCAGGGGUGUUCCUUUCUCGAUCCGUACUUAUAACACUGUCUUAAACUCAUGCCCCACAAUUGUGUCAAUGACGAAGAACACGAGUGAUUCUCCAGUCUCGAUCGAGGAGUUGAAGGAGGUUUUGGAUGGCCAGGAGGCUUUGCUGGUCCGAGAGUUAAUAGAUUCUCCUAUUAUAAAUGAGGCAAUGGAGUGGAGUACCUCAGAAGCAAAAUUGGAUUUGCAUGGCAUGCACUUGGGUUCAGCUUAUGUGAUCUUGUUACAAUGGAUGGAAGAGAUGAAACGAAAGCUUGGUGAUGGUAAAGCUGUAGUUCCGGAGGAAGUCACCAUAAUCUGUGGAUCAGGGAAACACAGCAGUAUCAGAGGAGAAUCGCCCAUAAAGGGCAUGGUGAGAGAGUUGCUGAUUCGAGCGAAGAGCCCGAUGAGAAUUGAUAGGAAGAACAACGGGUGUUUAGUAGCCAAAGGAAGAGUCUUCAGAGACUGGCAAUGUAAAAGGUAAUGACUCCGGCUCCUGUGGUUGGAAUAGGAGAGAUGGAACUAAGCGAGAAGCAAGCUUGACGUGCUUCGAGGAUUCACACCUGCAAGAACCAUAAAGUUUGUCAUCAAUAGUCUGUUGGAAGAUUGAGAAAUAUUUUGAUUACUAGAUGUGGCAGAAAAGCUUGGAUGCUUUUAGUCCACAUAGCGAAAAAUCAUUAGUAUUCGAAAAUUUCACGACCUUGAUGCUCAGCAUUGCAAGUAGUGAGUUGGCAAUUAAAUGGCGUGCAGCGCUGCUUAGUCAAAGGAGACGAGCUGAAUGGCAAAAAAAUUUCUCA